CACCCACAGCCCACAGCCUGUAGAGGAAAAGAAAAAAGUCAAAAGUUGAGCAGAACAGUGUGUCAAUGUUCACACCAAACAGGUCUGCUUAGUCUGCAUGAUUUGGCCAAACAAUUUACACAAGACGGCAUCGUAUAUAAACGUCAAAGUGGAUCGGAAACAUGGGAAGAGGCCCCUUCCUUCCAAUGAACAGGAGGAGAAAGCGGAGGAGGAUCACUUCCCUGUCUACUCCGCUCGAUCCCAACAAGACAUGUCUACCAUGGUUUCUGCCCUCUCUCAAGUUAUUAGUAACAGAGACCAAAACCCACUUCAUCAACUGCAUGGAAACCCGUUGAUCACAUCCCUGCCCGCCACAACGGAACAACAUCAAUCUGAUCAACCGUCCACUCUAGAUCAAGGGAAUACAAGGAGAAGACACUAUAGAGGAGUAAGGCAAAGACCAUGGGGAAAAUGGGCAGCCGAAAUUCGUGACCCACAGAAAGCAGCAAGAGUUUGGCUUGGCACUUUCGACACAGCUGAGGGCGCCGCACUUGCUUACGAUGAAGCAGCUCUCAGGUUCAAAGGAAGCAAAGCUAAGCUUAACUUUCCGGAAAGAGUUCAAGGAAGAAACGAAAUAGGUCACCUUACAACUCGUCAAGACUUGCAUUUGCCGACCGAACAAGUUCCUGUCGACCCAAUUAGGCUUCAUAUGCAUCAUGCUCCUCCUCAACAAUCAUAUGAUCCCAAUCUUUUUCAAUAUGCACACCUUCUUCAGAGUGGAGACAACAACUUAAAUUAUGCUGUGCCAAGUCCGUACCGGCAAGAAAUCUUUGAUUCACAGACCUCGUCAACUACAUCUUCAUCGUCAUCUUCCAUACCUUCUCAACAACAACAACAGCAACAAGAGGUUAUAAGAUUUUCGACGCGGUUUGGAAGUAGUUCGUCUUCUUCUGGCACUAAUCCUCAUAAGAACAGGAGAGACUUUGACACCAGUCACUCAAAAGGAUAGUACAACGCAUGCAAGUUUGCUCAAGGACAUUGAGGUGCAUGAAAUUAAAACUUAUUCGGGGCUCUGUUAUGCCCUUUCCCUACCUUUGUUUUUUUUAUGAAACUUUCUUCAAGUUAAGAGUAAUCAAGAAGUGUUUGAUGAA
Messenger RNA from Alnus glutinosa, 1130 nucleotides. Its product is annotated as ethylene-responsive transcription factor ERF114. Bases 98 to 988 code for a protein of 296 amino acids. The transcript is spliced from 3 exons. Lineage: Eukaryota; Viridiplantae; Streptophyta; Magnoliopsida; Fagales; Betulaceae. Gene Ontology annotation, biological process: ethylene-activated signaling pathway; regulation of DNA-templated transcription. Gene Ontology annotation, molecular function: DNA-binding transcription factor activity; DNA binding. The record is from RefSeq and is a predicted model, not a curated record.